Molecule: messenger RNA, 2846 nt
Organism: Lactuca sativa (garden lettuce)
Lineage: Eukaryota; Viridiplantae; Streptophyta; Magnoliopsida; Asterales; Asteraceae
Product: disease resistance protein Roq1
Biological process (GO): defense response; signal transduction
Molecular function (GO): protein binding; ADP binding
Source: RefSeq, a predicted model, not a curated record
UGAUGUUUUUUUUGAGUUUUAGAGGUACAGACACCCGUAAGACCUUCGUUGAUCAUCUUUAUCAUACUCUUCAGGACAAAGGCAUUCGCACUUACAAGGACGAUGAGGAAAUCAAGAAAGGGAAAAAGAUCAAUGACGAACUCAUCAGAUCCAUUCAAGACUCAAAAUUCUACAUCGUUGUAUUCUCAAAGGACUAUGCCUCUUCCUCUUGGUGUUUGGAGGAGCUUGUGAAGAUAUUAGAGUGUCAGAAAACGAACGAGCAUACCGCUUACCCCCUAUUCUAUGAUGUGGAGCCCACCGAAGUCCGACAACAAAGCGGGCCAGUUGGAGAAGCCUUCUCCAAACACGAAAAGGAAGAGGCUGCCGAGAAAUGGAGAGAAGCUCUGAAAGAAGCAGCCGAUCUGGCUGGGUGGGAGUUGAAGAAAACUGCUGAUGGGCAUGAAGCCAAACUCAUCAAAAUAAUUGUUAAAGAGAUUUUACCGGAGUUACGUUACAUCAAUUCUAGCGUUGAUGAAAAGCUAGUAGGCAUGGAGACUCGCGUAAAGGAUGUUCUAUCAUUAAUAGAAACUGGUGCUGAUGAUGUUCGCAUGAUCGGGAUAAAGGGGAUGGGAGGUGGUGGGAAGACUACUUUGGCUAGAGCUAUUUUUGACCAAAUAUCCUUUCGGUUCGAAGGUAAAAGCUUUGUUGAGAAUGUGAGGGAAGUUUCAAAGGCUUCUUUGUCCGGUUUGACAUCAUUGCAACAUAAAGUCCUUUCGGAUGUCUUAAAUGAUCAAAACAUCAACAUAAGUAGUGUUUAUGAUGGAAAACACAUGUUGAAGAGGAGGAUGUCUGGUAGAAAGGUUCUUGUUGUUCUAGAUGAUGUGGAUCAUAUGAAUCAACUUGAGGCAUUAGCCGGUGAGUCUACUUGGUUUAAGAAGGGAAGUAGAAUUAUCAUUACAACAAGAUAUGAGCAAGUGUUGGUAGCACACCAUGUGAAGCUGAUUCGUAAUGUUAACUUAUUAUCGGAUCAGGAAGCAAUUUCCCUUUUCAGUAGAUAUGCAUUUGCGAGAGAGAUUCCGGUUCCAGGUUAUGAAAAGCUAUCAGGACAAGUUGUACGUUAUGCAGCUGGUCUUCCCUUAACAAUCAAGGUUUUGGGUUCGUUUCUCUGUGGUAAAGAUGAGAGUGAAUGGAUAGAUGCCAUAGAAAGACUUAAAACAAUUCCCUUGGAGGAAACUCUGAAAAGGUUGGAAUUAAGUUAUAUUGAUCUAGAGGACGAUUGCAAAGAGAUAUUCCUACAUCUUGCAUGCAUGCUAAAAGGUUAUAAAAAGAAGGCAGCAAUUGAAGCGCUUGAAAGCUGUGGAUUUCAUGCUCGAAAUGGUUUAAGAGUUCUUGAGCAAAAAUCUCUCAUAACUAUUAAUAAUUAUGAGCGUGUGGACAUGCAUGACCAUAUUGAAGAAAUGGGUAGAGAUAUUGUUCGUCGUUCCCGCCCUGCUAACAAACAUAGUAGAUUGUGGAAGGAAGAUGAAAUUGAAGAUAUACUUAUUAAUGAUUUGGGUACUGAAGCAACAAUUGGUAUGAAAAUCCACAUGUCAAAACUCAACCCAGAAAUCAUGAAAGGUCUUAGAAAGAUGAAGGAGCUUAAGUUUCUUGAUAUUAACGCAUCUGUGGAAGAUUUCUACUCGAAUCAGGAAACUGAUAAACUCAUUUCAAAUUUCCUAAAUGCUUUAGGAUUUUUGUGUUGCAAUUGGAAAUUUAAUAAAGUCAGUCCAUACUUUCCAGAUUCUUUACAGUAUCUGUGUUGGGACCGAUACCCUUUUAGGUCAUUACCCCAGACAUUUCGAGCAAAUAAUCUUGUUGCACUUAAGAUGACCAGAAGCAAAAUGGUACAGUUUUGGGAAGGGAGUGAAAGUAAGGUUCUUAACAAGCUCAGAAUCCUUGACUUGAGUGAUUCAUCAAUGUUGAGGACCCUUGACCUUGGGCUGACUCCAAAUCUCGAAACGUUGACUCUUGAAGGAUGUAAAGCUCUGGUGGAACUUUCAGAGAGCAUUUGUAUGUCUAAACAUCUGAAAUCUGUCAAACUUGAUAGAUGUCUGUUUCUUGAGAAGUUACCUAAGGAUCUUGGCCAAUUAGAAUGUUUGGAGGAGCUCAAUUUGUUAUCUACAAUGAUUAAACAUCUUCCAGAUAGCAUUUCUAAGUUGAAACAUUUGAGAUUUCUCAGACUUUAUGAUUCUCCAUUUCUUGAGCAGUUACCUGAGGAUCUUGGCCUAUUAGAAUGUUUAGAGGAGCUAAAUUUGUCAUAUACAAAGAUUAAACAUCUACCAGAUAGCAUUUGUAUGUUGAAACAUCUGAAAUCUCUCAACCUUUUAGGUUGUAGGUGGCUUGAGAAGUUACCUGAGGAUCUUGGCCGGCUAGAAUGUUUAGAGAGAAUAGAUUUGUCAUAUACAAAGAUUAAAAAUCUACCAAAUAGCAUUUGUAUGUUGAAACAUUUGAAAUCUCUCCGCCUUUUUCGUUGUGGGUCGCUUGAGAAGUUACCUGAGGAUCUUAGCCGGUUAGAAUGUUUAAAAGUCUAGAUUUUUCAUUUACAAAGAGUAAAUCUCUUCCAGAUAGCAUUUGUAUACUGAAACAUCGAAAAUUUCUCAAACUUUAUGAUUGUUCGUUGAUUGAGAAGUUACCAGAGGAUCUUGGCCAGUUUAGCAAGAUUUAGAUUUGGUCAUAUAUGAAGACCUUGAAAAGCCAAUUAACAAAGGUCUGCUGUAACAGGUACCUUCUCUGCUUUCUAUAGGUCAUCUUACUUCCAUUUGAUUUUUGAAAUCGAUACAUAAAAUAUUUAGAUUUUCUGUCAAAAAUCAUUAAUUAUAUAUAACAGU